Messenger RNA from Paramecium sonneborni, 371 nucleotides. Lineage: Eukaryota; Ciliophora; Oligohymenophorea; Peniculida; Parameciidae. The record is from the annotation of a GenBank genome assembly.
AUGUCUAAUUAGAGAAGAUCUGAAUCUCAAACCUCUUCCAUCAUAUAUACACCAAUACCAUUAAGACUUUAAUUUAGUGCAUCUCGUUCUAGUAAAUAAGGUUCAAAUUCUAACAUUCUUUGGGAUAGCACUUCAAAGCACUCAUAUGUGUAAACUCAUUCGUAAAGUCCUCGGAAAGUUUUGUAUGUAAUUAUCACUUAUACAAAUAGACUGUAAACAUUUGAAUCCUUAUAUCAUGAAAGGCCCAAUAAUCCUAUGACAAGAGAUGAAAAAUUUAAAGAACUUGAAAAUCUCAUCUCUUCUUUUGAUUCUGAAGCUUUCAUUCAAGAUGUUGAACCUUUUGAAUGAGCUCUAAAUACUUUUGAAAUGUG